Molecule: messenger RNA, 1419 nt
Organism: Glarea lozoyensis ATCC 20868
Lineage: Eukaryota; Fungi; Ascomycota; Leotiomycetes; Helotiales; Helotiaceae
Product: MFS general substrate transporter
Exons: 9
Coding region: 1-1419 (472 amino acids)
Biological process (GO): transmembrane transport
Cellular component (GO): membrane
Molecular function (GO): transmembrane transporter activity
Source: RefSeq, a predicted model, not a curated record
AUGGCCAACCACGAUCCCAUCGCUGCUUCGGGAAAAAGUAAUGCGGCACAUAUACGGCAAGAUGCUGGAUCGGGAUCAUCAGUGUCAGAUGAACAUGAGCAACUCAUUCUGAAAAAUGCGCGUCGAAAAGUAGACAAGCGACUUCUUAUUUGGUAUUCGUUUGUCUACCUCAUCAUGCGCAUUCAUGUUUCGAACAUCACCAAUACGGCCAUCAUCAAUAUCGAGCAAGGGACCGGCAUCAAAAAGCAGCUAGGUAACCUUACGAGCCAGCAAUGGGCUUGGGCUCUGAGUGUUUUCUACUACCCAUAUCUAGCAUUCGAGCCUCUCGCUACGCUCAUGCUUAAGAAAUUCUCUCCGUCUGUCUGGAUGAGUCGUAUUAUGUUGACAUGGGGAAUUAUUUCCAUGUGUCAAAGUGCCACUCAAAACUAUGCUGGUAUUCUGGCAUGUCGAUUCUUUCUUGGUUUAGCAGAAGCCGGGUUUUACCCGGGUGUAUUGUACCAUUUGAGCUUCUGGUAUCCAACUCAUAAACUACCACUGCGCAUUGCCUUCUUCUAUGCAUGCGGCAUGUUCUCCGGUACUGUCAGUGGUCUGUUAGCAUACGCCAUAUCAUUUAUGAAUGGAGCAGGAGGUUUAGCUGGGUGGCGAUGGGUCUUCAUUUUGGAAGGCAUUCCAGCAAUACUAUGCUCUUUCUACACGUUUUUCUUCUUGCCAAACUACCCGCAAACCGAGAAAUUCGUCACAGAGGAAGAGAGAGCCCUCAUAAUUGCAGAUCUGCCAUCUGCUGCUCCAACGAUGGGCGCCAAAACAUUCAACAUCGCGCAAUUCAAGGAACUUGUUCUACAUCCAACUUUCGUGCCCUUCCUUCUUAUCUGGAUCACUCACGGCAUUGGUGGUUGGGGAAUAUCCUUCGUUCUACCAACCGUCAUUUAUGAGCUAGGGAUAUCAGAUACUGCGCGGACCCAGUUGAUGACUAUGCCUCCAUACACAUUCGUAUUCGUCAUUCUGUUGACUCUUGGCUGGCUCAUUCACACCAAACGCCUCAAUCCAUGGGUUGCAGGUUUGGGUCUCGAAGCGGCUCAAAUUGUCUGCUAUAUUUUGCUUAUCACGAUCAGGAAUAAGGAGGCGAAGUAUAUCUUUGUCAUGAUUGCGACUGCUGCUUCGCAGAGUUUCUUUCCGAUUAUUUGGCCAGAGCGUAUUCGGGCUGCUCAUGGCACUACGACUGCAGGACUUGCAAUUGGGAUCACGAACUCGAUGGCACAGUUGAUGGGUAUCGUGGGCCCUCAAAUCUAUCAAUCAAAAUUCGGGCCAACCUACCGCGUAAGCUACAUCACGUCGAUUGGCUUACUUUGCGGUACCCUCAUCUCGCUGGUGCUCUCAUGGUACUUUGUCGCCAGGCAGGAUGAACAGACCAAAAUUUGA